Molecule: messenger RNA, 2359 nt
Organism: Pezoporus flaviventris
Lineage: Eukaryota; Metazoa; Chordata; Aves; Psittaciformes; Psittacidae
Gene: ERMARD
Product: ER membrane associated RNA degradation
Exons: 18
Coding region: 100-2100 (666 amino acids)
Source: RefSeq, a predicted model, not a curated record
UUUUCCCCCACUGAUUUUGCUAUUCAUAACGACUGAAGGUCUUGGUUUUACUUGAAGUAGCAUAAUUUUCUCUGCAAACUCAAAAACUAUACAGAACAGAUGGCGUUGUCAGACUCAGUCACUACAUGUCUUUCUCUACCUGUGCAUUAUCUGAUUUGCAAAGUUGGAUUUGAGAAGAAAGACACCUAUGAUAUUAAUAAUAUUUUAUCUGAAAAUGGCGAAGUAUGUUGGCAAGCUGUUACAGAGCAUGUGUGUUACCUUGAAUCAGAUCAAAGUGUGGAUUAUAUCAAAAGUAUACGAUCAUUAGGACCUGUAUGUGAAUCUGUUUAUUUGCACUUCAAAUCUCUGACCAAGGAGCAAUUUGUAAUUCAGUAUGCAUUGUGGUUCCACUGGACAAACUGCACAGAGUUAUUUCUUGAAAUAUUUGAUGUUCUACAAUAUACACAAACUACAGAAGUUGCUCUUGGAUUAAUGAAGCUAACAUCAUGCCUGGAACGAGCCUUGGGUGAUGUGUAUUUACUGAUUGGUAAAGAUUGCCCUUUCCUUCUAAGAGACUUGCUUGCUUCUGAGCAGCUUGCAGUUGUCUUUGGACAAGCUGUAAUGAACGUACUAAGGGUAUUCAUUGGAUCUCCAUAUGGUCUGAAUCUUCGUAAUGUUUUGUGGCAUGGGUUUGCAUCCCCAAAAGAAAUUCCUGCAAAAUAUUGUGCUAUGCUGCUUUUUUUAACUGCAGGAUUGGGUCAGUUGUUACAGACGUAUCUUCUACAAAAUAAAUGCAUUUUAGUACAUCGACCUUAUGUGAUCUUCGUUAGCUUAGAGGAGCUUGAUAUAUUUCCAGAUCUUAAUCAUGAAGCAGUUUCCAUAGCUGAAGAGCUAGUAAACCUGUCCAGUUUUGUAUUAAAAACAAUGAUACCAUUUUGGAUGGCUGCUUUAACAGCUUUCAAGCAAAGCAGGUAUGCUGACUGUGUGAUUCUCUUACUUCCUCAGCUGGAAGUUGGACUUAGAUUGCUUUUCACUACAACCAAUAAAUGUCCAAAUCGAUUGCUAACAGCUGAGUCUUCUGCUCUCUACACCACUUUCGAUGAGAUGCUAGCAAAGCAUUUGGAUAAUGAAGAAGUCAACCAGCUCCCCGCAGUUCUUGAGGAGCCAGCCAUGGAAUUUCUUUGGGAUUUCUUGAGCCACCAGGAGGGUCCACGUAUAAGAGAUCGUUUAAGCCAUGGAGAGAUCAAUCUAGAAGCAUUUCCCAGAGAAGUAGCUAAUCAGAUAGUUGCAUUUGCAAUUACUCUUCUCUGCAGAUUCUCAGAUGAGGAUAUGUUUGCUUUUAAGGAACACAUGGUCAUAAAACCACUGAUGAAGUGUGCAAGUUGCUACUGUUCUCGAUUUCAUCCAAUUUCCCGACUCAAGAAACAGGUACUGGAAUGUAUGAAGAGCAUUCACUUAUGGCCUGAAUUGCCAACAGUGCCUGAAGAGCAUGUUCAGACAAUUAAAGGAUUGGAAGGAAAUACAGAGGCUAGUACUUUAAUUUUUAUAAUAUCUGAAAUUCUAUCUCAGUUGCAAGAAUACAUGCCCCAGAAUUGCUGUAGUUCAGAUGAUCCAAUCAAUAAUGUCCUAACAGAGAGGCUGUUGACUGAACUCUGUGAUACACGUAUUUGCACACUUUAUUCUCCGAGACCUGUUCUGGAAAUACUGGUGGUACUCCGUAAAAUAAGCACACAGUGCCAUCAAGUGUCGGAACAAGUUAUUGCCAGCACAGAGUUGAGAUACAAACAGUGGGUGAGCAAGACUCUACGUUCUCGGCAGAGGCAUAACUAUCUACGAAUGUUGAGCAGCAUUAAAUUUUUGUCUCCAGUGUUGCGGCUCAUCUUAGUGUUGAUGACUCUGGAACUAGUCAACAUUCACUUGGUUUGUAAGAAGAAUCCUUCAGAUUAUCAGCAGUAUCUAAAGUUUUUGAAGUCAGUGUUGCAGUAUACUGAGAACUUGGUGACAUACACCAGCCGCGACAAAAACAAGUGGGAUGAAACCCUGGAGCUUACAAACAAGACUUUGAUAAAAAUCAAGAGAAUCAGUGACAGAAAGCUAAUGUUAAUGCAGCUAGCUACAUAAUGGCUUUAAAGUUAUUUGGACAUUGUUAUAUCUUAAAAAUUAUGGAGUCCUCAAGUUUGAUGAGUCUAAUUCAAAGUCAGACAUCAUGAGUCACUGUCAAAGUUUGGAUGCAAAAUUUACUCUUUUUAUUUGAAGGUGACUGUUGAGACUGGAGUUGUUAUGAUCAAGCUUCUGAAGAACAGACUGUUUGCUAAAUCCAGUGAUAAAGAUUUACUGAACUAAAUCAGGAUGAUGCAAGUUCUACUUUAUGUGUUUUGUA